Messenger RNA from Fusarium tjaetaba, 1506 nucleotides. RefSeq names its product carboxylesterase. NCBI's taxonomy places the organism in Eukaryota, Fungi, Ascomycota, Sordariomycetes, Hypocreales, Nectriaceae. The transcript has 6 exons. The coding region runs from base 1 to 1506 and encodes 501 amino acids. The record is from RefSeq and is a predicted model, not a curated record.
AUGACAGCAACCAUUUCUCACGAAUCAUUGAAUGCCACACUGACCGGCCUCCGGACCUCGGACGUGAUUCAAUUUCGAGGCAUUCCGUAUGGCCGUAUCCCGCGCCGAUUCGCUGCGCCCGAGAAACUGGAGAGAUAUCCCAGAUUUCUCGACUGCACCAACUUUGGACCUCGAUGUCCGCAAGUCGCUGUCGAUGUUGGACACUUGCUACGCAUCCCUCCGGAACAUACGUUCCCAGAUGAACCGGAGGAUGAGUUCAAAUGCACUAAUCUAGACGUCGUAUUGCCGGACAGAGGUCCUGACUUGAGAAACUCCGAUUUACCCGUCUUGGUCUGGAUACAUGGAGGCUCACAAGCCGUGACGUUUGGAAGCGCUGCAUCUGGAGUCUGCGACAUGAGUAAAAUAGUAGCUGAUUCCCCCCGAUUGGGGAAGCCCAUAAUCGUGGUAUCCGUUCAGUACCGACUCAAUGUCUUUGCUCUUGGUAAUGGACAAGGGCCUCCGAACCUAGCUCUUCGUGAUCAAGAACUAGCUUUGCAGUGGGUUCAGGAACAUAUCGCUGGCUUUGGCGGUGAUCCGAAUAUGAUUACUCUAGCGGGUGAGAGUGCGGGUGCUAUCUAUUGUCACGCCCACCUCGUUGCAAACGCACGCGUGCGGCAAGUCAUUCUAUCAUCCGGCUCACUAUUCUUAUCUCCUCCUCAGCCUCGGCAAAUGGUAGUAAGUUUUCGGGAAACGAUUUCCGCGAAGCUGAAGGAACUGGAUCAAACGCUCGAUCUGGAAACGGCAUCUGCAAGUCAGGUUGUCGAGGCAGUCAGAAGAUCUGGUCUGCAAUCAUUUUUCCUCGAAUGGGAAGAAUCCUUCAAUGCUUGGCAGACCAAGACGGGCUGUGCAGAGAGAUUACUCCUCAGCGACGUGACGAAAGAGGGAGCUAUUUACCAAGCUGGAGUAUGGGCAACGGACCCAGACGACAUAGCGAAGGCCUUUGAUGCUUCGGAGCAAUAUGGCGACGAGCUCAAGAAGCUGUAUCAUAUUUACCCCGACCGGCCUUCAUCUUGCAAAACUGGGGCAUUGGACUUUAUUAACGACUACAAGUACCUGCUACCAGUGCAGCUCCUCGAGAAAGCCUUCAAGGACGCGAACAAGUAUGCUUUCAGAUGUCUGAUAGACGAAGCAAAUCCAUGGCAGCCGUCAAGCGGAGCUCAUCACGCCGUCGACCUCGUUCUCUUGUUUGGCGGCUUUGAUCUGAGUUUCGCGCCUAGUGCUGAGCGGGUUGGUCAGGCGAUGCGCGAGUCGUGGACCAAAUUUAUCUCCGGGGACGAACCAUGGUCUGCAGCGGCGGAGAAGUAUUAUGGUUUUGGUCCCCAUGGGAGUUUGAAGACUCUUGAAGACUGGGAGGUUCAGUCACGCAGACGCCUUGGGCUAGCGGAGAAGUUGAGUGAAAUGGAGAGUUCGUUGUUGGAUAAGACAUCUCGCGGGCUCGCGGCUGGGAAAGUGAGUCUGUUGAACUGA